Molecule: messenger RNA, 1157 nt
Organism: Fusarium redolens
Lineage: Eukaryota; Fungi; Ascomycota; Sordariomycetes; Hypocreales; Nectriaceae
Exons: 4
Coding region: 1-816 (271 amino acids)
Source: RefSeq, a predicted model, not a curated record
AUGAAAGUCCUCUUCUUAGGCGCAACAGGCUCCAUCGGCGGUGAAGCCCUCCGCCAAUGUCUCUCCCAUCCAAACAUCACAUCAGUAGUCGCAUUCGUGCGCCGCGCCCUCCCCGCUGAAGUAUCAGAUCAUCCGAAACUUCAGACAGUUAUGAUAAAAGACUUUUCAAAAUGGUCGGAGGAUGUUUUAUUGCCGCAUGUUGAUGCUGCUGCUAUGAUCUGUGCCAUGGGUUCGUAUAGAGGAAACGUCAACGUUGAUAUGGAGUACCCCCUCGCUUUCCAAUUCGCUUUCGCACCACUUCUCGAGAAACAGCCUAAAAGAGACCCAUUUCGGUUUAUUCAUCUCAGUGGGAAGUGGGUUGUUCAAGACCAAGAUGCGAAGUUAUGGGUAAACGACUAUCCUCGCAAACUCAAAGUACAAGGCUUGUAUGAGCUUCGCUCACUAGAGCUUGCAAAAGAGCACGCGGCUGUUUGGAAGGCUUGGAUGUUAAGACCUGGUGGUGUUAUCACAAAGAGAAUGAGAGUGCCUGGGUAUCUAGCUCAGUUGCUGUUAGGUGAUGAUUAUGUUAUUCGGAAUGAGGAGCUGGGUGCUUUCUUUACCCAUUGCGCAAUGUCGUCCUAUCUUGACAUAGAAGAGGACCCACCUCAACAUCUCCAAUUUGAUCUGAUGAAAGUGGAGCACGCAAUCACCAAUGAUGACGACGCAGCCCUAUCUCAACAAAGGACGUUCAGCAGGCUGUAUGAGUCAUUCAAGUCUAGAAAAGAUAGUUUAUGCUUCAAUGCCACGCUACUACGUAAAUGCAAGGCCUGGAACUAAUUGUUAUUACGCUUCCCUUGUCCUGCUUCGUCAUCUCAUCCCGCUCAAGAUUAUUAAGCGCCGAGCCGAGCCGAGCCGCGCGUUACGAGUCACAACCCAUCGGCAUCAGUACCUCACCCAUCUUUUUAAUGAAGAUCUCUCUAUAUAGAGUUUCAUUAACUCGGCCGAACAAUAGAUUCGUAUGACUUCAACCCAGAGUCGACGUUACAUCCAAGAUCCCAUCCCUGCCAAGCAACCAAACGUUCACCCCAUCCAAUUUGGGGAACUCGUCACCUUCGCAUGCAGGUCCAAAAGCCGCAUUUCCAAGCCGGGCACUAAAUCAUGGCGUUUCUUUAGCGCUG